AUGAGGGAGAAGUAUAUUAAGAGGGACAUUAUUAUGAGGGAGAAGUAUAUUAAGAGGGAGAUUAUUAUGAGGGAGAAGGAUAUUAAGAGGGACAUGAGGGAGAAGUAUAUUAAGAGGGACAUUUUUAUGAGGGAGAAGUAUAUUAAGAGGGACAUUAUUCUGAGGGAGAAGGAUAUUAAGAGGGACAAGAGGGAGAAGGACAUUCGGAGGGACAUUAUUGUGAGGGAGAAGUAUAUUAAGAGGGACAUUAUUGUGAGGGAGAAGGAUAUUAAGAGGGACAAGAGGGAGAAGGACAUUCGGAGGGACAUUAUUGUGAGGGAGAAGGAUAUUAAGAGGGACAUUAUUAUGAGGGAGAAGGAUAUUAAGAGGGACAUUAUUAUGAGGGAGAAGUAUAUUAAGAUGGACAUUAUUGUGAUGGAGAAGUAUAUUAAGAGGGACAUUAUUAUGAGGGAGAAGGAUAUUAAGAGGACAUGA
This is a messenger RNA of Podarcis lilfordi (Lilford's wall lizard), 474 nucleotides long. The record is from the annotation of a GenBank genome assembly. NCBI's taxonomy places the organism in Eukaryota, Metazoa, Chordata, Lepidosauria, Squamata, Lacertidae.